CAUUGAUCAGCUGCAACAUCCGCGAGCAUCGUAAUCGGCCCUCGUUUCUUUCUCGUAUUAGUCGUCGAUAGUCGCGUGCCGUUUCUCGAAAAAGCGAAACAGGGACGAAUGUUCUAGUAUACUCUGGCACGUUCUUUCGGUCGUUUCCGCGAACAUUCGGCCACGCUCGGCCAGCCAGUCACGUGGCCCCCGAUGCGUCCCACACAACAAAUAUAUUUAAGUUCCUCUGGGCGCGCACUGACAGUUUCGCUAUUGACCUGAACCCGCGUUGUUCGUUAACGCGUGCGUCUUCCCGAUUAUUCGGAAGAAACGAUUCUUUUCAACGCACGAAACUUUGAUUCGCGAACGUGCGCGCGCGCGCGUGUGUGUGUGCGUGUGACAGUGUUGUACAGUGGAAAAAACUAAACGAAUACUAGCGUGUUUCUCUUAUAUAACGAUAAAAGGAAGAUUGUGCGAGAAAGAGAAAAAAUAGGGAGAAGGAAGAUCGAACGAAGAAACGCGUAGGCUGAGACAACUGUCACUCAUUGUUCUCUCGGUAAUUUUGAAAGAUAUUUAAAAAAAAAAAGAAAAAAAAAACGAGAGUGUGCUGCCAAAACGUUUAAUUUUCGUUCGCCUUUUGUUAACACACCGGCACUGUUAUUUAGUGAGCUUUUUGGCUGAUUCUUUGAAAACGUAGCAAAGCAAAUAAAAAGAGAAACAAACACUUAACCUACAAAUAAGUAGUUAACCGUGAAAAAGGCCACGACUAAACUUCUCCCUAGAAGCCAGCAAUUUAAAAGAAAGGUCUUGUUGUCCGCGCGAGAGACAAAAAAGGAAAGCCCGUGUUCUAAAUCAGACACGGACCAAAAAGUCCAGAAAAUGGACUCGCCUGUCAUCGUGGACAAAGCAUCCGAAUUCGGAGAACCGAUUGAUUUGGAUCAUCCGUUCCCCGGUUUUCCAUUCGACGACGAAGGGUUUGGUCGUCGCAGCGACAUUCGAGCCCACUUGGACGACUUAGCAGCCCGUCAUCCAGAGUUCGCGGACCAUCUACUCGGACCCCCUUGGGGCGACAUACCUUUCCAAAGUUCUUUCCGCAACCGAAACCACCACCGUGGCUCUGGAAACGGUUAUCAGCAACAACAACAACAGGGUUAUUCCGACGAGGACGCGAGGAGCCAAGCGAGCGGAAGCAGCGCUACGAGCGGAGCAAGCGUCGGUUCCCACGGUGAACCGGAGAGUAAUCAGUACCAGGAGCCGAAUCAUCGAUCACACGAUUCCGAGCACACCCCUAAAAAGAACCAAAUACCUCAGUACGGACUACGUAACACGGUAGACAUAGGACAACAUCGUCACAACAUGGAGAACCCGGACAAAGGAAAUCGCGGGCAACGUUCGAUGUCCGCUCCGCCAGAAAACAGACAGUCGUCGAAUCAACAGCAGCCUCAUCAAGAGCAACAAACCCAGCAACAGCCAACGGGACAGAGAUACGUCUCGAGGAUAGACAUAACGCCGCAACACAAUCAACCUCAGCACCAGCAACACCAACAGCAACAACAGCCUCAACAGCAGCAAUCGCAGAAACCUCAACAGCAGCAGGGCAACGUUAGGCAUAUACCUAUUUUCGUAGAAGGUAGAGACGAACCUGUGUUGCCGAGAAGCUUCGACGAAAAAUCGAAUUUCAGAAGAGAACCAUCUCCCACACAAUUUCACGCGCCACCGCCUCACUUCCAGAGGUCGUCCCCGUUCGGGGACGUAUUCGCUGGAAGACACCAAUGGUCCCCGCACUUUCAAGACACUUUCUAUCAACAACCGACGUCCGCGUUCGAGCAUCCCUCGCGCAGGCAACAACAACAACAACCUCACAGUUUCCAGCAGUCUAGAAAACCUCAGCAACAGAAUUACGAGCAAGCGAAAUCGCAACAAAAGCCUCGGCAACAGUCUCCGCAGGCUCAGCAACAGCAGCAGGAACCACCACCGCCAAAGCCUAAACCUACCGUUCCGAAAGAUCCUCUGGAAAGGGUAGCGUUAAUUCAGAAAGAAAUCGACUCUUUGGCGGAACAGGUGAAACAGUACAAUGGAAACUCGAGGACGGAUAAGCAGUACAUAUAUUUGGACGAGAUGCUGACGAGGCAGUUGAUCAAAUUGGACGAUAUCGAGACCGAGGGUAGAGACAACGUCAGGCAAGCGAGGAAGAACGCUAUCAAGACUAUACAAGAGACGAUCGGCUUGCUCGAGUCGAAAGCGCCUCUGCCUUCGCAACAGACACCCUCGAACGAGCAAGAGGAACAAGACAAACAGCUCUCCACCGACGCCGAUAAUUCUGGACAAAUCACCGAUUCCAUGGACAUCGAUCAGCGACCAGAGGAUCAGACGUCGAAUAAAGACGCCACGACCACCACCGCUACCGCCACCACCACCACCACCACCACCACCUCCACUACCACCACAAACACCGAACAGCCAGAAGUUACGGAAGCUGAUCGAAAAACGACGGAGAUUCAAUCGAAAGAACCCAUACCGUUGCCCCCUCCUUGUCCAUCGUCCGAAGAGAAGUCUUGUACGAACGACGCCGAUCACCGGACGCUCGAAAUGGACGUCGCUCCGAGUCAGACCCCUAGCGAACCUAUGGACACUGGUUCGACGGAGAAAUCGAAACCGACCGACUCGCAACAGACUGCUAGUACGGAGGAGAAGGUGGUCGAAGUCGAAAACACCGUCGACGAAACGUCGAAGAAACCGGAAGACGAGGCUGAACGGAGGAAAUCGGAUAAGGGGGACGCGAACAAGACUGAUACGUCCGAGGAGAUGAAAAAAGAAGAAACGGAAAAGGAGAAAAAGUCCAGGCAGCAGGAGGAGGAGCAACAACGACAGAAGGGAGACGAGAAGAUGGACGUGGACAACGAAGUUAAACAGUCGCCGAAGACGCAAAAGAAAGGGAAAAAAACGAAGAAACAGCAGACAGCCACAACGUCCGAUAAACCUAUACCGUUGCCAGCGCCUGAAAGCACGGCAGACAGCAAUAAGUAAAUCUGUAGAGAUCGGAGAUGAAAGAGAAGAAAAACUGUUGCGAUCUGUUGCACCGACGACGGAUACACGCGAAUAUUAUUCUGGCUGCGCGACCAACAACCACUUUCUAAUCAAACGGAGACAGCAAACCCGUUUAGGUAAUCGUUUCAGAGGCUACUACCUAGUUCGUUGCUGCCUAUCCGGUGGUUGAUAUUCUUUUCCUUUUCGAUAUUUUUAUUGGUGCCGGAUUGGAAACGUCGUGGAUCGACGUGUUCGCGCAAUCCACAAGCGAAAGAACGGUUCCUCGUUUAUGACCCUGACUAUCGUUGUUGCACCACGCCCUUCAUCGUUUUCGCGCUCAACGGAGUAUCGCGAGUUAAACUCCUUAGAGAGACAUUAGGCUGUAUGUAUAACCGCUAAUACAUCGAGCUGCGUCUCAUUCUGAGAAGCUACGUCCUUUAGGAAUUUUAUCCACGAGUUUACUUUCUUUCUUUCUUUUUUCCCCCUUUUUUCUCUUUUUUCUCUUUUUUUCUCUUUUUUUCUCUUUUUCUCUCUUUUUCUCUCGUGCACGUUCACUGCCAUCGAUAAAAAUGGCUGUGCGUUCUAUGAAACAAUAUAAUUUAUUUCACUUUUCGAUGUUAGUUACGCGAAUGUGCUAAUGUACCUUAUCGACGCGGUACUAUCUUACGAUUAGAAUUAUUUCAUCGUACUCUCGUCGAUACCGUUUUAUCUUUUUUACCGUUCGAUCCUCGCUCUCGUCCUUUUCUAUGUAGAAUACGAGCGAAUAUGUUCUUUUCGCCUUCUACGUAUCGUGCAUCACGAAUCGUUACGCUACUAGCUUUUGCAUAGAUCUUAAGAUUGCUAGUGUUCACAAAUUUUCUAUCGAUCUACGGAAUAAAAGAUUAUCGUGCUUGUGCGUUUCUUACAUAGAAAUAAAAUUUCCAAAAGGACUCUGGGAGACGCGAAUGAAGAGCAGCUCUAAAUAUGUUCCGCCACAUAAGCCUUAAAACUAUUGCAACGACAAAAUAAAAAAAAAAAGGGUUGCACUUUGAACGAGCUGAAUCGUGUCAGUCUCCUAGACCACAAGAGUGAUUUUCAUUUAUUGUUUCCCUUUCGUUCUUUCUCUCGGUUCUCUUUCUUUUCUAUAUUUAUUGGACUAGAGAUUUUUCUUCUUUCGAAUAUAAAAGCGAAUAUAAAAGAAAGGAAAUCAAAUUGAUAAUCAUCGAGAAAUGAUCUCGAUCGAGAGAAAAGGAAAGAGGAAGAGGGAGGUAGCUCUGUUUUACUUUCGAACCGUUUAAGAAACCGAUAUUUAGCGUAUUAUCGAGACUGACCUGAUCGAUAUUCGAGAAUUUUAUUAAUGAUUCAUUUUAGCACGAACGCGUUGGAACGUCGAAGAUGAAUGUUUCUACGAGCGGAACGUGUUCGUUUCCGGAAGUAUUACAGCGCACGUCCUCAUGCAUAAUGAUUAAUUAACUUUAUUAUUGUUAUUAUUAUUAUUAUUAUAUAAAAUAUUUAUAAUUUAUUGUGCGCCCGCUGAACAAUUCAGUUACUAGUUUCGUGCAAAAAGUGUAACAGGGUGUUGAAAUAAAAUGCUUUAAAAAACGGACGCACUUAUAGUCUGUACGUACAAGCGUUGUUAUCGAGAAAGGUAUUCUAGAACAACGUUAAAUGAUACAUAAGUACUUUGAACGAAUUUAAUCGGUAACGUUUCAACAUCCUGUAUCUUAUACGUAUAGAGUGUUAUCACCUAGAAAAUACGCGUCUAGUGUACGGACCAUGUACAUAUUAAUAUCGUACGUGUUCGUUUUGUAAAAAAAUUAUGCAUCCUUCGUUCGUUGUUAAUUAUUCGAUAGGAAUUAAAAAAAAGUGUCGAUACUCGUUCGGAAAGGACGAACAAUAUUAAAAAAUCAGUUUCUUUUUUAUUUCCUUUUCUUUUGCCACGUAAUAUUACGCAAUUAUAUUUGGUACCGUUGCUGACUGACUCGUGUGUACAGAAAGUUAUAAAUUUACUGCCAUCUCAUUUGUAUGGCCUCUAAAUUAAAAUACUUGAAACUGUGUUUAAUCGAAUCGAAUAAAAUAUCGUUAAAAUAAUAAGUGAAAAUUUAGUCGGGAUACCGAAUAACAACGGUCGCGAUCAUUUUAUGGUUCCUUGUUCAGGAUCGAUACACUCGUCUUUUCUUAUUUUCCUUUUUCUCCUUCCUUCUCUCCACAAGUUUUUCUUUUUUCUCUCCCUCUAUAUAAUGUUUACUUAUCUGUAGAGAUGUUACACUGCACUUUCAGCCAGAAAUUUUGUAUUUUUUAAACGCGUGCGAAAGAAAAAAAAAUGAAUGUAGAUCAUGCGUGUGUUUAGGAUGAAUGUGCGAGCAUGAAUUUACAAGCUGGAA
Megachile rotundata (alfalfa leafcutting bee) is the source of this 5369-nucleotide messenger RNA. RefSeq names its product BAG domain-containing protein starvin (gene stv). Gene Ontology annotation, molecular function: protein-folding chaperone binding; adenyl-nucleotide exchange factor activity. Gene Ontology annotation, cellular component: membrane; cytosol; nucleus. Gene Ontology annotation, biological process: protein stabilization. Lineage: Eukaryota; Metazoa; Arthropoda; Insecta; Hymenoptera; Megachilidae. The record is from RefSeq and is a predicted model, not a curated record.